ACUAAUAAAUAGUAAUAACGUACUGUAAAUAAUUUUUACUUUCUCUGAUUAAUUUGAGUUGACAAUAUUAAAUUUAUAAUUAGAUGUAUAAAUGCUAAAAUUUUCGUUGACCGUUAAUGUAGCAUAUUAAAAAAUUGGCGGGAAUGAAAAGGUCUUUGACUGAAGUAAAUGAACUUGCAGAAAUUGCUGGUGUGACUCAAAGAAAAGGAUCAAUUCAAAGUCUAUAUUACUCAACUACAUGGAUGAAAGAAGAUUAUAAACUUAUAGAGUUAUCAAAUGAGUUAAUUAAAGAGUUAAAGGAAGGCGACAAUUUAGUUAUACGAGGUGAUGUUGAAGAUGAAUGUGUGAUCUGCACUAGAACUCAAACUUUUGAACUUAGAGCAGCAGAAACAACAAACUCAUUACUUGUUUUGCCUAGAUUAAGUACACCAAAGUCUAAAGAUUUUUCAAAAGAAUUACCCCUGGUUGAAACACCUGUAUUGAGUUGUUUCAACAGUUACUAUGAAGUUCGUCCCACAAGACCUAAAAUGCAGCGAUUGCGCAAAUACCUUACAGUAAAUGCUUAUUCUGGUUACAGAGACGACGAUGAAAAAGAAAAAUUUACAACAGAUGAUUUGCUUGAUACAAUCCAAUGCAGUGAAGCUGAGCUUACUCAAGGUUUAAUAGCCUGUCAAGCUUUACAAGUCGAUGGUUACUGGAGAACGUUAGAAAUAAAUUAUCAAGAGAAGGCUUUUUCUCAAAUCCUUGCUCUUGUUGAAGAAAAAGGAUGGAGCUGGAAAGAAAUACCUACUGAAGAAACAUGUGAAAUACUUAAGGAGCUCUAUCCAAGUUUUGUUCUCCUUCAUUGUUUCAAGGUAUAUGGAUCUGAAAUAAAGAAUGGUUUUUGUUUUUUAAGCGAAGACAAAGUUUGUCGAUAUUAUGUUGAGUACAUACUUAGGUCUGCACCUGGAAAGUUUAACUACAAUGAGUUUUUAAGUGCUUGGUCGCAGAGUGUGCCAGAUGGUAUGAAUGUCAAAUCUGAUCAUUUACUUGGAAUAGCAUUAACUGAUUUAAAAUAUCAACCCCCAUUGGUAUGGCAUUUUCCUGAACAUAAUCUUCCAGAUGAUCCUGCACAAAGGUUUAAUUUUCUGUUUAAAACAAGAGAAAAAUGGACUUACAAAGAAAUCGAACCUUAUCUAAAUUUUGUUUUGACUCUCUUGGCACUGCUGAAUGAAUUUUUAAUAAACAAGAUAAUCGUAUGUACAUGGAAGCGCUACUUUUUCAGUGCUGUCGUCACGUGAUAUAAUGUUCAAAUUUUCAUUGGUUUUUGAGGAUUCAAAAAAAAGUUGAAUGAUAAUUUUUUUGGAUCCUCAGCGAAGGGAAAUUAUCAAAUCAAAGUUAUCAAGAAUGUUACGUUUUUGCAUGCUUAUCGAAGAAAAAAAAAUUGCUUCGCGUUGAUUUGUCUAAUGGAAAUCUCCUUAUUAUACGCGUUAUUUUUCUGGCCGCGUUUAUGCAGAAUAAAAUUUUUAUUAAUGC
This is a messenger RNA of Hydra vulgaris (swiftwater hydra), 1515 nucleotides long. Its product is annotated as sister chromatid cohesion protein DCC1. Lineage: Eukaryota; Metazoa; Cnidaria; Hydrozoa; Anthoathecata; Hydridae. The record is from RefSeq and is a predicted model, not a curated record. Gene Ontology annotation, cellular component: chromosome, centromeric region; Ctf18 RFC-like complex; chromatin. Gene Ontology annotation, biological process: maintenance of mitotic sister chromatid cohesion; mitotic sister chromatid cohesion.